UUCUUAAAUCAUAAAUACUGGAGAAAACAUAGAUCACACUAGGAUAACUUAUUUCUUUUUGUUUGUCCUCUCAGUGCGUCUGGCCUCUCCAGGAAGCGCCUCUGACCACUGCGCAUGCGCCGUAGAUUACACCUCACCUUUUCCGCCAACAUCACUUUCGUAUUUACUUCCCUUUUAUAAUCACUGAAUGUGUUUUACCGACUAUCUAGUUAUUAUAUCGACCCUUAACACUCUCCUCUUUCCUCUUUGCUGUCAAAAUGUGAACGCGGAUCAGACUGCGGCUGAUUUCGACUCAUUCAUGGAGCAGUUCGGCCGCAGGUCCGAGGUCAGCGGCGAGGAGCGUCACCGCCGCAGUCUGUAUGUCCAGGAUGCUGCAAAGCGGCAUGCAUACCUUAACGCAUUCUUCAAAGUACCACAGUCUGCCAAGUAUGGCAUUAACCGGUUCUCUGACCUCUCCCAGCAGGAAUUCAGAGAUCUCUACCUGCGAGCCAGUGCAGACAGAGCUCCUCUCUUCUCUGGACUGAAGACAGAGGGGCUCCCAGACAAAUUUGACUGGAGGGACAAAGCAGUGGUGGCACCGGUCCAGAACCAAGAAGCAUGUGGGAGUUGUUGGGCGUUUAGCGUGGUCGGUGCCACACAGUCCGUCCGUGCUAUAGGAGGCUCGCAGCUGGAGCAGCUCAGUGUGCAGCAGGUUCUGGACUGCUCCUUCCAAAAUGGAGGCUGCAAUGGAGGCUCCACAUCCCAGGCCCUGAAUUGGUUAAAGCAAACCAGAGUGAAAUUGGUGCCUCAGUCAGAGUAUCCCUACAAGGCCAAGACUGGAAUCUGCCAUUUUUUCUCUCAGUCACAUGGCGGUGUUGCUGUGAAGAACUUCACUGCACAUGACUUCAGUGGUCAAGAGGAGGCAAUGAUGGGUCAUCUGGUGGAGCGCGGUCCCUUGGCUGCUAUCGUGGAUGCUGUCAGCUGGCAGGAUUACCUGGGCGGAAUCAUCCAGCACCACUGCUCCAGCCAAUGGUCUAACCAUGCCGUCCUGGUUGUUGGAUACAACACUGUUGGGGAUAUUCCAUACUGGAUUGUGCAGAACUCUUGGGGAACCACAUGGGGAAAUGAGGGCUAUGUUUAUAUAAAAAUUGGUGGAAACGUCUGUGGUAUUGCAGAUUCUGUGGCAGCAGUUUUCCUUUGAGGAGAUCGUGUGUAUCAGUGUCAUUGUUUGUGUGAGUGUGUGUUUCUGUGUGUGUGUUCACCACUGCCAAAAAUCAAAUCAGUCAUCUGUUUGCCUUCAAGAGUCACUUUAAAUAAGGUUUUUAUUGAAAUGUCACCUGAUAAAUGUAAAACAACUCGCACAACACUGCGCAACAACAAUAAUAAUAAGAUAAAUGCACAGUACAAAAAUUGUUAGAUACAUGUUUUGGGUGAUAUGGCUAGUAAAUGUAUCUAUACAUAGAUCAAUCACUGCAUAAAUACACAACAAAAUUAAUGUAACACAAUAUAGCAUACUAUACAAAACACAUUAUUAACAUUAUGUACAAAUGAUAUAGUUUGUGUUUUGAAUUUAGGAAGUGCAAAUUGUUCUAUAUAAGAUAUUGGCAUUGAUUGUUAAAACACGGGUUUAUUAAAAUUCUAUGUAUUCUAGUAUCAAUAGUCUGAAAUUGCUCCCUCGCUGACACCUCCUACAUGCGGACAUGAAAGAUAAUGCGUUUGUUAAAACCCAUCAUAGCCACCAGUUUGAUCACUGCUCUCACUGAUCCAUUUGCUUUCAGGUCAGUCACAGUGAAUUUACAUAAUUGUACUGAGAAACAUGUGAGCAAAUUUUAUCA
Messenger RNA from Anoplopoma fimbria (sablefish), 1814 nucleotides. RefSeq names its product cathepsin O (gene ctso). Gene Ontology annotation, molecular function: cysteine-type endopeptidase activity. Gene Ontology annotation, cellular component: lysosome. The transcript has 8 exons. Bases 188 to 1180 code for a protein of 330 amino acids. Lineage: Eukaryota; Metazoa; Chordata; Actinopteri; Perciformes; Anoplopomatidae. The record is from RefSeq and is a predicted model, not a curated record.